Alternaria alternata is the source of this 573-nucleotide messenger RNA. RefSeq lists its product as hypothetical. Bases 1 to 573 code for a protein of 190 amino acids. The transcript has 3 exons. The record is from RefSeq and is a predicted model, not a curated record. Lineage: Eukaryota; Fungi; Ascomycota; Dothideomycetes; Pleosporales; Pleosporaceae. Gene Ontology annotation, cellular component: membrane.
AUGGCACAUUUCGUCCUGACACCGAAGUGGCUUGGAAUGCUACGUGCGACUCGCGCUGCUACGGCAAGGGAGCCGACCGCGCCGCAACAAACAGAGUACGAAAGCAAGGCAAACGACGAGGACAUGGAACAUGACCCCACCCACUACACAAGCGACAGCUCUGAAGACAAAUCUGGCAGCAAUGCCGAGCCUGAGAUGCCUGCGGGCGAUAUCAUCUGGAAACACGUCGCCGAUAAGGCCACUUUCCUGGCCACACAAGCCAAAGAUGCUGUGACCGAAGCUGUCAAUAAAGUCAGGGAACUUGGCUUCAUCGGUACGGCAAAGGCAAUCGGCGAAUGGAUCAAGCUACACCCAUGGGAGACCGCGCUGAUAGUGGUGCCUCUCGUCGCGCUCAUCGCCACAGCUAUAGCGCUCUCGGCUACGGGAUUUGGACCAGCUGGAAUCGUCGCUGGCAGUACAGCAGCGAUCAUCCAGGCGGGUAUCGGCAACGUCGUCGCUGGUUCGAUCUUUGCGACUUGCACCAGCGCUAUGAUGGGCGGAUCUGGAGCUCUGAUAGUGUUUGGAGGAGUAUAG